AUGAUUGUCGAUUUCAAUUUACGCCAAAUCAAAACAGUCGAUGACAAGACAGAAGAAGAAGAUAGAUUCAAGACAUGUUCAAGUUUUCAUGACGAAAUAUUUGACCCGGUUUCUGUGGUAUGCAGAAAAUUGUUUUGUCCUCCAAUGUUAAUAGCAUAUGAAGGAACGUGCAUUUUAGUUGGUAAUUUGAUAAGUGACCAUCACCAACCAAUGGGAGAAUGUACAUAUGUCAAGUUGGAAAAGCAGGAGUAUAAAAUACAAAAUUCAUCAUCUAUUUUACUAGUGUCAUCAAAUAGGACAAUUGAAUCAUCAAAAUUUUAUGUAAACGACUCCCAGGUAUAUAUGUGUUUCGAAAUAUUUAAAACAACUAAAUACAACAAUUUUACUUUUAUAAUCAAAGCAACUAUAGUUGAAAGUUACUUGUCACUUUCUGGGUUGACAUGUUCUAUUGUAGCACUGGUAGUUACCCUCUCGGUGUACAUGAUCCUCCCGGAACUACGUAACACGCCGGGAAAGAAUUUAAUAUGUUUGAUGAUAGGAUUACUCUCGGCACAACUUCUCUUUCUUUUUUCUAACCAGGCCUCUGAUAAUCCAAUGGUAUGUAAAGUCAUAGCAAUUUUUAUUCAUUAUUUCUUUUUAGCAUCGUUCAGUUGGAUGAAUGUAAUUACCUUUGAUUUGUUCAUAACAUUUUCCCAUUCGAGAAUUGUAAGCUCAAAUAAGUCCAAAAUAUUCUAUAAAUACUGCCUGUACGGUUGGUUACUUCCAGCAAUGAUUGUAUUUUCUGCGAUGAUCUUAGAGAAUACACAUCCUGGUUAUGAUAAAUAUAGGCCCCGAUAUGGAGACACUGUUUGCUGGAUUUCUUCAAAGAACGCUUUGUUAUUGUUUCUCUUAGGCCCUCUUGCUGUAUUCAAGCUAUGUGAUGUAGUUGGGUUUAUUUGUACAUCUUUUUACAUUUCAAUGGCAAGGCGACAGAGCGCAUAUGCCAGACGUUACACUUUCUGUUCAUGUUUGCUUUAUCUGAAAUUGUCAUUAAUUAUGGGACUUACAUGGUUAUUUGCUUUUGUUGGUAUGCUAACUAACAACGCUAUAGUUUGGUAUAUCUUUAUAAUAUUCAACACACUUCAAGGCGUAUUUCUUGGAAUAAGCUUUUUAAGUACAAAACGAACAAUGACAUUGAUUCGUGCAAAAUUAAGGAGACGUCAAAAUGCCCAUCCAACCCGUAGAACAUUCUCGACAAUACCGAACACGUCACUCUAA
This is a messenger RNA of Ruditapes philippinarum (Manila clam), 1257 nucleotides long. Its product is annotated as latrophilin receptor-like protein A. The coding region runs from base 1 to 1257 and encodes 418 amino acids. The record is from RefSeq and is a predicted model, not a curated record. The transcript has a single exon. Gene Ontology annotation, biological process: cell surface receptor signaling pathway; G protein-coupled receptor signaling pathway. Gene Ontology annotation, molecular function: G protein-coupled receptor activity. Lineage: Eukaryota; Metazoa; Mollusca; Bivalvia; Venerida; Veneridae. Gene Ontology annotation, cellular component: membrane.